Molecule: messenger RNA, 569 nt
Organism: Amoebophrya sp. A120
Lineage: Eukaryota; Dinophyceae; Syndiniales; Amoebophryaceae
Source: the annotation of a GenBank genome assembly
CUCUUUUUGUGGGAAGUGUGGAUGAGCUCACUCUUUACCACCGGGGGCCAUCGUUUUUGUUAGCCGGCCGCCCAUCCAAGGCUUAUGUGCAAGCUACAUCCUGCUUGCCGUUGGCAGUGCCGUCUUUGGCGCCUGUCGCGUUUUUGUCGCGUGCCACCACCCUAACAAAGCGCGACGCGGGAAACGAAGAAAUAUCUGCACACCGAGAAGCUGCGCGCGCUUUGUGUGCCAUCGCGCCCCUGUUUUGGUUGUCGGGAAGCAUGGGGAAAAAGCUCGGGAGGUUGCUACGUGUAGGCAGCCCAUUUUCAAAAUGGCUCUUCUUCACAAAUUCGUCAAAAAUGCUUCACAAAUUGAAUUACACCCCGGCACGGUUGACGUUAACUUGACGUUUCACCUUCAGCGACAAAACAUUCCUGCAAAAAUACCUCCUAAGCAAGAACAUGACACUUCACCUGCGUCUUAUGUUUAAGUAGCUGUAAUUUUUAUUUUGAUGAUGUGUGACGCGCAGACGAAAAAAAUAAACACAGAAGCAACGUGCUGGCCGCGCCGGCCGCAAAAUUUUCCGCGAC